Capra hircus (goat) is the source of this 1409-nucleotide messenger RNA. RefSeq names its product actin related protein T2 (gene ACTRT2). The record is from RefSeq and is a predicted model, not a curated record. The transcript has a single exon. Bases 188 to 1321 code for a protein of 377 amino acids. Lineage: Eukaryota; Metazoa; Chordata; Mammalia; Artiodactyla; Bovidae.
AGAGUAGCUCUGCGAGGUGGGGAUGGAGAGUUCUCGGGGACCGGCCUUCUGCUAGCCCUGCCUGGGAGACACCCCAAGACCGUGGAAUCCUGUGCCUUGAAACUUCCAGAGGAGCCUCGUAUGUCACAAAGUGGCCUGAGGGGCUUCCAGCUUAUUUGGGGGGAGCACAGAUGAGGAUGCUGCAGGCAUGUUUGACUCGCACGUAUUAGACUGCCCAGCAGUGAUUUUCGACAAUGGAUCCGGGCUUUGCAAGGCAGGACUGUCUGGAGAGAUUGGCCCCCGCCACGUCGUCAGCUCUGUCGUGGGACACCCCAAGUUUAAGACGCCUUUGACGGGGGCCAACCAGAAGAAGUACUUUGUAGGGGAAGAGGCCCUGCACAGGCACGAGAUCCUUCACCUGCACUACCCCAUCGAGCGUGGCCUGAUCACAGGCUGGGAAGACAUGGAGAAGCUCUGGAAGCACCUGUUUGAGUGGGAGCUGGGAGUCAAGGCCAAUGACCAGCCGGUGCUCAUGACAGAGCCCUCACUGAACCCCAGGGAGACCCGGGAGAAGAUGGCCGAGUUGAUGUUUGAGAGCUUCGAUGUGCCCGCCUUCUACCUGUCGGACCAGGCCGUGCUGGCCCUCUACGCCUCGGCCUGCGUCACAGGCCUGGUGGUGGACAGCGGGGACGGGGUUACCUGCACUGUCCCUAUCUUUGAGGGCUACUCCCUGCCCCAUGCUGUCACCAAGCUCUAUGUGGCAGGGAGGGACAUCACAGAGCACCUCACCCGGCUGCUGCUGGCCAGCGGGAGGACCUUCCCGUGUGUGCUGGACAAAGCCCUGGUGGACGACAUCAAGGAGAAGCUGUGUUAUGUGGCCCUGGAGCCGGAGAAAGAGCUGGGCCGGAGGCCGGAGGAGGUCCUCCGCGAGUACAAGCUGCCUGAUGGCAACAUCGUUCCCAUCGGGGACCAGCUGUACCAGGCUCCCGAGGCCCUGUUCUCGCCUGAGCAGCUGGGCGUCCAGAACCCGGGCCUGUCCAAGAUGGUCUCCUGCAGCAUCACCAAAUGUGACGCUGACAUCCAGAAGACCCUCUAUGGGGAGAUUGUGCUGUCCGGUGGCACCACGCUCUUCCAGGGGCUGGACGACCGGCUUCUAAGGGAGCUGGAGCAGCUGGCCACCAAGGGGACCCCCAUCAAGAUCACAGCACCACCCGACCGCUGGUUCUCCACGUGGAUUGGUGCCUCCAUCGUCACUUCCCUGAGCAGCUUCAAGCAGAUGUGGGUCACCUCUGCAGACUUCAAGGAGUUUGGGACAACUGUGGUUCAGAGAAGAUGCUUCUGAGGGGCCCUGAGUCCAGGGCAGCACUAUAGGUGGGAUGUGAGUUCACUGUGUGGCAUCCUCAGGAUGUUCAAUAAAAGACAAGAUGGUG